Molecule: messenger RNA, 2834 nt
Organism: Lolium perenne
Lineage: Eukaryota; Viridiplantae; Streptophyta; Magnoliopsida; Poales; Poaceae
Product: protein FAR1-RELATED SEQUENCE 5
Molecular function (GO): zinc ion binding
Source: RefSeq, a predicted model, not a curated record
CGUCUACUCGAGCGCCGCACGACCGGCUCCCCGCGCGACCGUCUACUCGAGCGCCGCCCGUCAACUGUUUACUCGAGCGCCGCCCGGCAACCGGCUCCUCCAACACUAUACUCCAACGCCUCCAGUGCUCGAGCCGCUGCUCGACCACCAUGUCGUCGGAAAGUGAAGAUGAGAUGGACGAAUGUCAUGGUGAUGCAUUUGGGUGGAAUACGUCUGACAGCGAGUGGAAUACGUCUGACAGAGAAAAUAUAGAGGAAAACAGCGAUUUGAUUGGGCCUCAUGAUUGUGGAACCAUGGAUGGCAUGUUUAGCAAUUUUGGGAAAGAAAAUGAAGCGAUGGAUGAGUACUGGGAAAUUGUCCAGAUGACAUUUGAAAGUGCAGAAGAAUGUUACAGUUUCUAUAAUUCUUACGCUGAAAAGAAAGGGUUCAGCGUCAGGAAGGACAUCGUGAGGCGUGAGAAAAAUGUAGGAGAUAUUUUCUAAAGGAGAUUUGUUUGCUCUAAGGAAGGGUGUCGUGAUCCAGCAAAGAGGGACAUCAAGGAUCGAAAAAGAAGCGAAAGAGCUGAGACUCGAGAGCAUUGUACGGCUGAACUGAGUAUUAGACUUGAUAAAGAUCGCGGAAUAUGGUUUGUGGACAACUUUCUGGAUGACCAUAACCACACCUUAACAAGUCCUGAUGGAACUCAGCAUCUUAGAUCACAUAGGACAAUGAAGGACUACCAGAAGUCAGAAAUAAUGAUGUAUGAAUCGAAGGGCAUCCGUAAGCAUCGGAUCAUGGAUGUCUUUGAGUGCACUCAUGGAGAUAAAGUUGGUUUCAUCAAGAAGGACAUAUACAAUUUCUUGUCUAGGUACAAGAGGUCGAGAAUUGAGGAUGGUGAUGCAAAUGCUACACUAAAGGUCUUGAAGGAUAGACGGGAUAAGGAUCCAGAAUUUUUUUUUGAUUACGAAGUUGACAGUGAAGGCCGUCUAAAAACCCUGUUUUGGUGUGAUGGGCAGUCCCGGAUGGAUUACCAAUCAUUUGGUGAUGUUGUCGUAUUUGACAGUACUUACCGGAUGAACAGGUACAAGAUGCCUUUUGUUCCAUUUGUGGGACUGAACCACCAUCGCCAGACCGUUGUAUUUGGAUGUGGCAUUGUGUCAGAUGAGAAGGUAAGCACAUAUAAGUGGUUGCUUCGCACCUUUUUGAGGGCAAUGUGCCAGAAAAAACCAACGUCUAUUAUUACAGACAGUGACAAUGCAAUGAUAAAAGCAAUCCGUCAGAUACUUCCUGGAACAGAUCAUCGUGUGUGUUCGUGGCACAUUGAGAAGAAUAUGAAGAAACAUCUUCACUUCUCAUACCUCAGGUUAUUUAGGUCAUUUAUAUAUGAGGUUUGCUCACCUGAUGUCUUUGAGGAGAAGUGGAGAGCUUUCGUUCAGAAGUACCGAACAAACAGGAACAAGGAGUGGCUGAACAGAAUGUACAAAAAGAGGAGGUUGUGGGCUGCCGCGUUUUUAUGCGGCAAGUAUUUCAUGGGCAUGAGAACUAACCAGCGAAGUGAGAGUUUAAAUUCACGGCUGCACGUGCAUCUUGAUGGUUUCAUGUCGUUGUAUGAUUUGGUACAACACUAUGAGGUUUGUGUUUCGGAGAUGCGCCGUAGAGAGUCAGAGUUGGAUACUAUAGCAUCACAAUCGUGGCCUGUAGCUGUUACAGAUUGCCGCGAAAUUGAAAAGGCUGCUGCACAUGUCUUCACGUUUGCAAAUUUUGAGUUAGUUCAAGAACAGCUACAUAUGGUAAGCAUGUUUGAUGUUGGUGAGGUGAUUUUGGAUGGCAACCGUACAAGGUACAGGUUGAUUUCAAACGUCAUACCUGGGCGAGAGUUCUCUGUUGACUACACCUGUCUUGGAUCUGAUUCUGACAUCAAAUGCAACUGCCGAAAGAUUGAGCGUGAUGGCAUACCUUGCAAGCAUAUUUUUCUUGUGUUAAAGCAUGCUGGGAUGACGGAGAUACCCAAGGGUUGUGUGUUGCAGCGUGUGUCGAAAAAUGCGAAAGCUGGCCUUCCUUCAGUUAGAAAAAGUGACUUGCAUGUUUGGACAAAGAAGCAAUCACGCUAUCAUGAGUUGAGAUCACUAGGGUCUGAGCUAUUUGACUUGGCAUCCGGUAGUGAUGAUGCAUUUGUGGAGGUGAAGGACUAUCUUGUUGGUCAGAUUUCGAGACAUAAAAGUUCUUCCAAACCAGCCAAUGAUGCCCCAGCGCAUGCUGGUGAAGGCAGUCGAAGUGAAGCUGCUCCCAAGACUCGAGGUUCGGUCCUAGAUCCCAAAUGUGUAGUCACCAAGGGUGCACCUAAAGGGAGAAUUAAGUCAUUUGAUGAACCACCAAAACCGAGACUAUGCAGUGGAUGCCGCGAACCUGGCCAUGACAUUCGUAAGUGUCCUGAGGCACAACCAAAGUAAUUGUAUAGCUUCUAUGGAUUCAGCGUUGAAGUGGCUUUAGCAUAAACUUGCAGGUACUGUCAUGAAUGUCUAAGGACAAAGUUAAGCAACCCUUGGCCCCAGCUAGAAGGUCGCUGAAAUCUUUGUGAUUUUUCCGGUGACUGUCAUCUUUUUUCCAGGCCAUGCACAAGACUGACUUAUUGACAGUGAGUUGCAGUGGGCUACGGGACAGCGAAUGAUUCACGGCCUAGAAGGACAUGAAUCUCACGCCCCACAAUCUGUACACUGGAAAGAGCAGCUACCGUGAGGAUCUGCGUAUAUUUUGAGGAUCUGUGUUGUUAUGUAAAUCUAUUUGCUGCGAAAUUGCGGAUGAUUCUCUUUGAUUCUGAAAUAUCAACCAAACAUAUACAGCUAUGUUUUCAGUUC